Molecule: messenger RNA, 477 nt
Organism: Eucalyptus grandis
Lineage: Eukaryota; Viridiplantae; Streptophyta; Magnoliopsida; Myrtales; Myrtaceae
Product: receptor kinase-like protein Xa21
Exons: 1
Coding region: 1-477 (158 amino acids)
Molecular function (GO): protein binding
Source: RefSeq, a predicted model, not a curated record
AUGUCUAGCUUGUACAAGUUGGACAUAAAAUUUAACAACAUUGAAGGGGUGAUUCCGAGUGAGAUUGGCAAUUUGGUCAAUCUGCAACGAAUGGCCCUCGGGGAGAAUUUGCUAACCGGCGAAGUGCCUCAAGAGGUUUUUAAUAUUUCUUCGCUCCAAUUGCUUGAUUUGAUGGAAAAUUCCCUCUCUGGAAGCCUUCCCUCUGGUAGAUAUCUAAGCCUUCCGAAGUUGGAACAACUAUAUCUAGCAAGCAAUGGCUUUGGUGGCAACAUCCCGCAGUAUUUCUCGAAUUUUUUGAACCUAAUCAUUUUCGAAGUCAGUGACAAUCAACUCAGCGGACCCAUACCUAUGAGUUUGGGCAACUUGAAGAACCUCGAAGUCUUUGAUAUUGAGUUUAAUCAACUAACAGGAGAGAUUAACGGUUCGGAGCUCGGUUUUCUCUCGCUUUAUCUAAUUGUCCGUCAUUGCGAGAAUUGA